UAAUGAUAUGGACACGGCAUCAUAAUUGUUUUCUGGUCAAGCAUGGUUUCUAUGAAUGAAUUAAAAUCCCUUUUUUUAUUUUAUUUUCCUUUAUUACGUAUAAUUUUGUCUAAUUUACCAUUUUAGUUUCCGCAGAAUCAUUUUCCCCAUCAGAUGUUUUGUAAUCUUUCUGAACCAUCAAAUUCUCUCCGCUUAUCUCUGGGAAUUACUCGUCAACAAAACUCGUGUUCUUCUGCAAAUUUUUCAGAGACAUGGUAGGAAGAAGCUGCAGCUUGAAUAUGAGCGGUGUUGUGUCCAUCGAUCUUAGGAUAGCUCUUUAUGAGAUGAAGGAAGAUGUUCAGAGACUCCAAGAAGAGUUAGAUGCAGAGAGAGAAGCGACUGCCACGUCAGCGAGCGAAGCCAUGUCAAUGAUUCUUAGGCUUCAAGGAGAGAAAGCAGCGCUGGCUAUGGAAGCUAGCCAGUACAAGAGAAUGGUCGAGGAGACAAUGACGCACGCUGAGUUGUCUCUGGAGCUUUUGGAGGAUCUUAAUUACCAGAAAGAAGUUGAAAUCAAGAAUCUUGAGUGUGAGUGCCAUGCCUACAGGUGCAAGCUUUCGAGCUUGGGAUGCAGUGGAAUUGAUGAUGAUGACCAUAUGAGAUGUUGCGAUAGAUCUCAAACGCCAUCUCCAGACCCGAUUGAUGUAGAUCAUUUGGUUCCUGUGGAGAAAGGAGUCAUUGAGCAGAGCUUGGAUUCAUCAAGAGGACACCAGGAGAAAAACUUAGAUUUGUAUUGGGAACAGGUCAAGAAACUUGAUGAGCAGUUAAAAGAGCUUAAGAAUCUUAAGAGCUUGAAUGUGUCUGAAACUAAGAAUGGAGAAAAAGGUGAAGCUAACAUCCAAGAUAUAGUUCCAAUGCAGAAAGUUAAGGGUUUGUGUAAGCCUGAUGUUUUGGUGUCUAAGAAAUCAUCUAAAAAGAAAAGAGACAGAAGCUUAAAGAGAGACCAUGCAAAAGCAACUUGCUCUGCAAAUGAUGCAGAGUAUCAAGCCGAUUUGCAGCGUUUGAAAGAGAGGGUAGAGAGGCUUGAGAAGGAGAGAUGCAACACAGAGCCUCAAGCUAGUGAAGUAAAGCAAGAACAAGAAGAGUUAAGUCCUGUGCAAGCUCAUGAAAUGAAGAGUUCAAGGACAAGUCAGAAGUUAUUUCCUUGUUAUGACUCAGCUAUUGUCUCUGUCCAAGAGGCAAUGCUUUACUUCUGGCUAUGAGACACGUGGCCGCAUUAGAGCGAGUGAGAAUACACUAAACAAGACUUCUACAAAAUAGGAAGAACGUCUUUGAUUUGAUUGAAGAAUAUACAAAACUUGAGAACCUUAUGGUGUGUGUCACACUUAUAAGAUUAGUUAAAGCGUGUGAUUAAGAUUGUAUUUGCCUUUGUUUUGUUUGCUUGAAGUGAGAUCCACUUUUUUUUCUGUAUACCUUGAGCCUUUGAGAAACAAAUGUUGUUCUGUUUUCAAGAUCUUUCAUGGUUUUGAUCUUCGUGGAAAAGAAGGAUGAAAGUGAAAGUUACCAACCUGAAGUGUUAUGUGGAUGCUUUAUCAUCUCUGAAAC
Thlaspi arvense is the source of this 1581-nucleotide messenger RNA. NCBI's taxonomy places the organism in Eukaryota, Viridiplantae, Streptophyta, Magnoliopsida, Brassicales, Brassicaceae. The record is from the annotation of a GenBank genome assembly.